GGAAGAAAAGAAAUAAGACAAUCACAACAAAUUGUAAGAAGUUUAACUUGUUUGUCAGACCAAGCAAUAAGAGUUGAAGAUAGAGCAUCAUCAAGUUCCACUUCCACCUUCCAGAGUUAGCAAACUGACCCAAAGAAUAGAAUCAUGUACCAUCAUCACCAACACCAAGGAAAGAACAUCCAUUCUUCUUCUUCCAGAAUGCCAAUCUCGGCUGAGAGGCACAUGUUCCUUCAAACUGGAAAUGGCUCUGGUGAUUCUGGACUCGUCCUCUCUACUGAUGCUAAGCCCAGAUUGAAAUGGACAGCAGAUCUUCAUGCCAGGUUUAUAGAAGCGGUCAAUCAGCUAGGUGGAGCUGACAAAGCAACUCCGAAGACAGUAAUGAAACUCAUGGGAAUUCCAGGGCUUACUUUGUAUCAUCUAAAGAGCCAUCUUCAGAAGUAUAGAUUGAGCAAGAAUCUGCAUGGACAAAGUAACAACGUGACACACAAAAUCACAACUAAUGCAGGUGCAGCAACGGCAGAAAGACUUUCUGAAACAAGUGGAACACAUAUGAAUAAUUUAAGCCUCGGGCCACAAGCUAACAAAGAUUUACACAUAAGCGAGGCCCUGCAGAUGCAGAUUGAGGUGCAGAGAAGGCUAAAUGAACAACUUGAGGUGCAGAGACACUUGCAGCUUCGCAUAGAGGCCCAAGGGAAAUACCUGCAGGCUGUGCUUGAGAAAGCUCAAGAAACACUUGGUAGACAGAAUUUGGGGGUAGUGGGACUUGAAGCAGCCAAAGUUCAACUCUCAGAACUUGUGUCCAAAGUAUCCUCUCAGUGCUUGAGUUCUGCCUUUUCAGAACUGAAGGAACUACAAGGAUUCUGCCCACAGCAAACACAAAACAACCAGCCAACCGACUGCUCAAUGGACAGCUGCCUCACAUCCUGCGAUGGAUCUCAAAAGGAUCAAGAAAUACAAAAUGCAGGGAUGGGCUUACGAUCCUUCAAUGGACAUUCAUUCAUGGAAAGAAAGGGAGCCAUGGAAGCACCCAUCUUAAGGAACUCUGAACUCAAGUGGUGUGAUGAAGUGAAAAGGAACAGCACCUUUCUGAGCAAUUCUUUGGGUAAGAGUGCGGAAAGAAGAGGUUACGCUGCCGAAAGAAGUCCCAGCGACUUAUCUAUGAGCAUCGGACUUGAACGAGAAACCGAGAAUAACGGAAGCAGCAUGUAUCCUGAGAGACUAAUGAUGGGGAGAGAGUCAGGUGGUGAGUUCCAACACCGAAACGCAAGUAAACAAGAAUCAAUAAAACCACUGGAAGAAAAGGUACCUCAGGAGUAUAGAUUGCCUUACUUCGCAACAUCAAGACUGGACCUCAACACCCGUGAAGAAACCGAUGCUGCGGUGAGCUGCAAACAACUGGAUUUGAAUGGACUCAGCUGGAGCUGAAAAACAUUGGAAUAGAAAUCCAUGUAUUGAUUCUUACAGUGCGAGCCACCUGCUCUUUGCUUCAGUCCAAGCGUUGAACAGUUGAAAUAUGAGUUAUUUUUAGCAUAGUAUUUAAAAAUAAGUUGCAACAACAAA
Molecule: messenger RNA, 1560 nt
Organism: Prosopis cineraria
Lineage: Eukaryota; Viridiplantae; Streptophyta; Magnoliopsida; Fabales; Fabaceae
Product: myb-related protein 2
Exons: 6
Coding region: 145-1425 (426 amino acids)
Molecular function (GO): DNA binding; DNA-binding transcription factor activity
Source: RefSeq, a predicted model, not a curated record